Nicotiana attenuata is the source of this 1503-nucleotide messenger RNA. Its product is annotated as serine/threonine-protein kinase SAPK1-like. Gene Ontology annotation, molecular function: protein serine/threonine kinase activity; ATP binding. Gene Ontology annotation, biological process: intracellular signal transduction; protein phosphorylation. The transcript has 9 exons. The record is from RefSeq and is a predicted model, not a curated record. The coding region runs from base 277 to 1281 and encodes 334 amino acids. NCBI's taxonomy places the organism in Eukaryota, Viridiplantae, Streptophyta, Magnoliopsida, Solanales, Solanaceae.
UUAGUAUAAUGUUUAUUUGGAACUACGUGGCUAAUGGUUCCGAAACUAUAACUGCUGCAAAUUAAAACACGCUUUCUUGUCUUCAUUCAGUUAGUGUUAGCUAGUGUCAGAAAGUACACUGAGCUACUAAUACGAAGACCAGACUUUUUCCAAACUUGGAUACCCCUGUUCUACUUUUGAGUUUUAUAUAUGAUUUCUUUCUAGUCAAUCUCAGUAGGUAUUGAAGAAAUAAUUGCAUCUUUGUGAAUCUUGAAACCCUUUUACUUUUUCUUUCUAAUGGAGCGUUAUGAGUUUGUGAAGGAUUUGGGUUCUGGUAAUUUUGGAGUAGCUAAGCUUGUUAGAGAUAAACUUACCAAACAGCUCUUUGCUGUCAAGUUCUUUGAAAGAGGCCAAAAGAUUGAUGAACAUGUACAAAGAGAAAUUAUGAAUCAUAGAUCAUUGAGUCAUCCAAAUAUUAUCAGAUUCAAAGAGGUAUUGCUGACACCUACUCAUCUAGCAAUAGUAAUGGAGUACGCUGCAGGCGGAGAACUCUUUCAGAGGAUUUGUAAAGCUGGAAGAUUCAACGAAGAUGAGGCCAGAUUCUUCUUUCAACAAUUGAUAUCAGGGGUUAGCUACUGCCAUUUCAUGCAAAUCUGUCAUAGAGAUCUCAAAUUGGAAAAUACAUUACUGGAUGGAAGUGCUGCACCACGAGUCAAAAUAUGUGAUUUUGGUUACUCCAAGUCAUCUCUCUUUCAUUCUCAACCCAAGUCCACUGUAGGGACACCAGCUUAUGUUGCACCAGAGAUCUUAUCAAAGAAAGAAUAUGACGGCAAGGUUGCAGAUGUUUGGUCUUGUGGAGUCACUUUAUACGUAAUGCUGGUUGGAGCUUAUCCAUUUGAAGAUCCCAGUGAUCCAAAAAACUUGAGAAAGACCAUUUCUAGAAUAUUUAGCGUCCAGUACUCAAUUCCAAAACAUGUCCAAAUUUCCAUGGAGUGCGAGCAUCUCUUAUCCAGGAUUUUUGUGACAGAUCCUGAAAAGAGAAUAACCAUUCCGGAAAUUAAAAAGCAUCCCUGGUUUUUGAAAAACUUACCUGUCGAAUUCAUGGAAGAAGGACGACACGAAUGCAUUGAUGUAAAUAACCCGAGUCAGAGUAUGGAAGAAGUAUUGGCAGUAAUAGAGGAGGCAAGAAUUGAUUUACAGGUAUCUAAGGUUGUAGCAAAUGCAUGUGAAGGCAGCAUGGAACUUGAUGAAUUAGAUGAUGAAGAUAUUGAAACAAGUGGUGAUUUUGUUUGUGAAUUGUAAUGUGUGUGGGGACAAUGUUGUAACUUACCGAAAGAGAAUGAGUUUAGAAUGCUGUAAAUUCCAAGUGACUCUGAGUUCUCUAUGUACAGAUAGGUUACGUUUUUACUAGGUGUAACUUUCUUUCCUUUGUCAUUUGGAAUUGAUGGUUUCCUAUAGAUAACAAGGACAACAAACUGAAAUUCAGAAGUAAGUAUAGAAUGACUAGAUGAAAAAACUUAAGUA